Molecule: messenger RNA, 5785 nt
Organism: Drosophila bipectinata
Lineage: Eukaryota; Metazoa; Arthropoda; Insecta; Diptera; Drosophilidae
Source: RefSeq, a predicted model, not a curated record
AUGGAGUCCAAGGACACCGGACAGGAGAAGACGAUGCGCCAGUACUUGGCCGACCUGGUGGAGGGCGGCGCCUGUCUGGAUCGGAUCAUGACGCAGGGCUUGGCCACUGGUUUUCCGGCCAUGGCCACCGCCGCUGCCGCCGCCACCUCUACCACCUCUGGUCACCCCUCCACCACAGGAUGUGGUGGCACCGCCCUCGACACCAACACCUCCCGGUGUACCCUGUUCGAUCAGCUGCUGUGCGGCAACUGCCGGAAGGCGGAACGCAUGCUCGUCCCCGACCUGGCCACCGAAUGGUUCCGCAAGCAGAAGGUCUUCCUCGACAAGCUCACGCCCGAGGAGCUGGCCGAGCUGGGCGACGGCCUCGCGGGACGUGAGACUUGCCGUUGUCCUCGCGGUGACGCCGCCGAGGUACGGCUGGGCCAGUGCCCGUGCAAGCAGUGCCGCUGCAGCCUGGAACCUGGCCAGGAUUACUUUCGUCGUCGCCUACUGCCCGUUCGAGGCAACUGCCGGCCCCACUGCGGAUGCCCAGCCAGUCCCGAGGAGGUGGAGACGGCCAAGCAGGCAGCGGCAACGGCGACAGCGGCGACUGACCCUCUGGUAGCCACUUGUGUGCCCACGCUAGAGACCCGAUCCCGCAAUCCCUUCCUUCUUUGCAAUCCGGAUGUCGCCACCUGUGACGCCGACAAGAGGCGCCUGGACGGAGGAGUCACCAAGCCUCCCCCGCCGGCAGGCAGUUCCACGGCCCCUGCGGCCUGUUCAUCCACGCCGGCGCCACCGCCAGCCGGCUGCUCCUGCAUGCGGGGCCGGAGUCACGCCUCCUGCGGCUGCCUCUUCCAGGCGGACGGCCAGCCGAUGGCCAGCGAGUGCGUGGCGGCGCGCCGGACCGAGCCACUGCUGCCGCGACUGCGCAGGAAGUACGACCUACGCCAGUCGCCGCAGCGGCGCCUCGAUCCGGCGCUCUUCCGCCGCAUCUCGCCGGAGUUCUUCCGCAUCCUGGCCAGCUACGAGGCCACCGUGACCGAGAGCUGUCCCCUGUACGGCAUAUCCAUGCGCCAUUGGAGCGAGGGCACUGUGUGCUGUCCCUGCGAGCAGCGUCCGCCGGGCACCGGCCAGCAGCGUGCCCUGGGCGACGAUGCCGUGGCCACUGCAGUGGUCACUCCAUGUCGUCCUCCGGUCGAAGCGCCAGCCAACGAGGAGCCGGCCGAAAGGAAGGAACGGAAGAAGUGCACGCCCCAGAUGUGCCCGCUACUGAAAGGAUCCACCACCUGCAUCUGUCCCAAGUUCAAGGAGAAGAAGGGUAAGCAGGGGGAGUCCACCACCCACUCGUCCAGUCGAGGAGUCAAAGAUCAAGAGGACAGUAAGAGCAAGAGCCGCCAGCCAGGAUCUAGCCGGAACCGGGGAGCAAGCAGUGGCAGCAGGCAGUCCAGCAAGGAUCGGAAAGCUGGCCGUGAGGGAAAGCAAUCCAGCAGGCAGUCCAGCAAGGAUCGGAGAGCCGGCACUGAAAGACAAUCCAGCAAGGAUCGGAAACCUGGCCACGAAGACCGGCAGUCCAGCAAGGAUCGGAAGGCGGCCAGAGGAUCGCAAGGAAAGGAAUCCAGCAAGGAUCAGAGACCAACCAGCCAGGAUCGCGAUCAGGAUGAAAGAUCACGACGAUCUCCCACUGGUCCGGCCGACUUCUCCCGGCAGGGACAGAAGAAGAUCCUGUUCACAACGGUGGGCGGUCCCAUGCAGUGCACCGCUUGCGUCCACCGCCCCAAGGGCAUCCUGGGCGGCUUCACUGGCCUCUGCAAGCGAUGCGCCCAACCCGGACGCCAUCUACUCUACUACCUCAACCAUCCGCCCAACCAGAGUCGCUUCGGAAGCCAAAAGUGUCCAUGUGCCACUACAUCGAACCAGGAGAACAGCGUCCGACCUCCCAGGCAGCCGCUCUUCUGCACCAAACCGUAUGCGUGGAGCAAAAACAAGUCACGCCAGGCGGAGAUGGCGCCGGACUUGGAGAGUGAGCGGUCGGUGGAGGGCAGCAGCACCACCCUAAUGCCCGAUCCGGAGGGCAGUGAGCCGUGCGUGCCCUGCCGGACUCCAGCCAGUGAUCGCACUCUGGCCGGCUGGAAUCCAGCCCCCUCGACGCACUGCAGCUGCCCAGGACGCACCAUCAUCUGCCGGUGCCCGGACGAGCAGACGAAACUAUUCCAGUUUCCUCAGACCAAAAAGAAACCCGAAAAGGAUUACCAGAAAGAGUUCGAAAGUGAUUCCCAAAGCGAACCCGAUAACGACACCAAGGAGGAACCCCAAAAGGUGUCCACGAAGGAACCUCAAAGGAAGGAAUCCAGGGAGUCGGCAAGGACUAAAAGGAACCAGGAGAAGAAGAGCUUUCUCUUCCAUCAAAAUGGACCUCGCCUGACGGAGAUGGAUUAUUCCGAAACAGAAGAUCCUGGCCAGCGUCAACCAUCGAAGGAAUCAGUCACUGAGGCUCGAAGGACCAAAAAACAGGAAAAGAGAGAGGACCCCCAACAGGAGCAGAGAGAGGAACCCCAACAGGAGCAGAGAGAGAAGCCCCAAAGAGGAGAGAAAAAGAAGACCCCACAAGAAGAGAGAAAGAAGACCCUACAAGAAGAGAGAAAGAAAACCCUACAAGAAGAGAGAAAGGCAUCCCAACAGGAGCCGGAAAAGGAUACCUCCUCGGAGGCUCGAAGGACCAAAAACCAACAGAAGAGCAAGGAACCCCAAAAGGAGGAGAAAAAGCCCACCCGAUCCAUAUGGAAAAGGAAACCUCCUGCAACCAAGCCCUCCACUUCAAGCAAAUCUCAGAAGAACGAGAAGGAGGAGAAGCCAAAGCCCAUCUCCAAAAAGGAAACCCGCAAGAAGGAAGCCAAGUCGGAAGAAUCCACCAACGAAACUAAAAGGAACGAAUCCCAAGAACGCGUCUUGGGCUACCAGAAGGUGGAAACAAUGGAAACAGAACACCACAUGGAUGAAAGCCAAUCCCAAGAGUCAGGACAACCAGCCAGCAAGCAGGUCAAGACCCCACAGAAGAAGGAGGAGAAACCCAAAGGAAAAGCACUCAAGGAUCGGGCCACUGAGCCAUCCAGUGAGUCAGAGUGCCACAGGAAGAUCUCCAACGAGGCCUGUUACAGCAAGUGCGGGUAUUUGCCGAAGAGUGCCUACCUGAUCAACGACUUCCACCAGUUGAUGCGACGCGUGGCCAGGCCGAGGCCCAGUGCCGAGCGACUGCAGCGGAAGGCAAAGAAACCCACAAAGGAACCCCCUCCAGAGAAGCCGGGAACCAAAGCCAAGCCCAUAGUCAGAAGACAGAACUCGAAGCUCCAAGAAGUGGCUCCACCUCCAAUUAAAUCCCUGAAAGUAGCUCGGGCCACCACUGUGAUAUCCCAGCAGAAGAGGCCACGACCCCAGUCGCCCAAGCAGGACAGUAUCAAGGUCCAGGGCAAGCCCACGGACGAGGAGAGUGGCACCGGCUACGCAGAAGCUCUUUCCCUCAGCAUCCAACCAGCUGACGGUGAUCACCUCCUGGAGGAGGAGAUCUGCCUUUGUACGAAUCGAGAUCACGAUAGUCUACGCUCGCAGGCGGAGAACCAAGCCAACCUAGAGCCGCAGAAGACACCUCCGGGCGAGAGCCAGAACUGGACGAUAUCCUGCGAUGACUCGACUUGUACCAGCCCCCAGUGCCGGAAUAAGAACUAUGCCACGGAAGAGCAUACCACCAGCCAGUACACCGAGGCCUCAGGGACGACGAACUACACGGAGGAGGGCAGUUCUCGGGUGAGCUACAAGGGCCAGGACGACACAAACGGCAUCUCCUGGCAGGAUCAGCAGGCCAUCCCAAGCGACAAGUCCGAGGAGGUCCAGAAAGAUUACCAGGAGAGCUUCAACACCAGCGAUGGAUUCUGCAGUUGCAACCCCAGCGCGGCCACCGGCUACACCGACACGUAUCCGGAGGAUGACGAGUCCCAGGAUGCGGCCAUGAAGAAGCCCACCAACGACCGGAAGCCACUGAAGACCGGACGUCGCUACUACACGGAGACCCAGGGCAUGGCUGCCAAGGAUCUGUCCAGGCGGUGCAGCUGCCGGUCGCUGCACUCCAAGACCUCCAUUCGGGUGCUCAGCUCGAACACGGAGAGCGUGACGUGUCCCUGUGCUCCGGCGCCUUCGGUGGCCAGUGUGGAGAAGGCUUCGGAUCGGGAUCAAGACCAGGAGCGGGCAAAGCCAACUAGAACCAACUACCCCGCAGAGUCACUGCAGUGCCAGUGCGGAUGCUGUGCCUCUCGCUACGAUGCUGGGCCUUGCAGAGCCUCGCCCGGCCAGUAUCCUCCGUCCGGGGGCUAUCCCGCCCAAGACAACGUGACCCAACGCCCCAACCGAUCCACCAAGUCGACGGUGUUUGGGGAAUACGCCCGCUGGGAGCGGCAGCCUCGGAACAUGUCGCGUCCUAUCCUCUCCAACCAGCGACCUUCGCCAAGGGCCUUCCACGAGGAGCUGCGUCUGCGCCGGAUGGAGGCAGCCACCUGCCUCUGCUCCUACAUGGGCAACGCGCCUCCGGGGCAAGACAUCCGGCCACACCACCAGGCGCCGCAGCAGCAGUAUCCACCACAGAGGCAGUGGAGUCCUGGGCCUGGAAGUCCCGGAAGGAGCCGACAGGCAAGUGGACACCUGGCCCCACACUGGGCCGGAAACAGUGCACCACAGAUCCAGCAAUUCCGGCCGCACAAUGGCUAUCCACCGCCGGAGAAUGUGGGCCAGUACUUCUAUGGAAGUCCGUACCAAGCGAAUCUGGUGGGCAAGCCGGGAAAGGAUCGGACAGGAGCCAUGACGGCGGCGGCAAAGGGUCUCCGUGGCUUGGUCAAGGCAUUGGGCGGGCCAUCCCGGCGCUCGAGAAACAUAUCCGAGGACAGGGAUCAGAGGGAACGGAAGGAACUCCCCGGGAGUUCCCCGAGGCCUCCCCCACCCAUGCGUCCUCCCCACCAGCCGGUGAACUACUCCCAGGAGGUGAUCGACCUGGCCAGCCAUCCCACGGAAUACGACCAUCAUCCUUCCUUGAGAAGAAUGCCCAGUCGAAGGAUUUUCCCAAGCCCCCAUGCCCCCAUGUUUCUGUCCAGGCAUGCUCCUCCCAUGGCACCUCCAAUGGCCAUGCCGAUACCCCCACCGAGGCUCCCCAGCUCCAGGUUCCAGGGCAAUCCCUACCGGGCGAGGCCGCCGCACAAGGCUGGAACCCAAGGCUGGAACUACCUGGCCCUGCAGCCGGGGGGCACCACAACCAGCGGCAGUGAGUGGGUGCGGCGGGGAGGUGGCACUGAGAGAAGACCCCCGACCUCCGACACGGACUUCAACGCCCCAUCGACGAGCCAGCGAGCGAGGUCCUUGCUCCGCAGAGAUCGGCAGAUGGCAGGAGCCUCGCCACUGAUAGAAGAGUCCUCCAACACCUCCAUAUCGUCCACACCCACGCCUGCACCCACACCCCUGGCCGUGUUCCUGGACGCCUUGCGGGCCAAGCACUUGGCAGCGGAGCUCCUCUCCCGAAGCUCCAAGACAUCCAACAACUCCACCGAGAAAUCGAAGAAGGACUUGGGAUCGAGGCUAAGUCGUCGCCGAUGUCUGGCGGAGGAGCCGAUGGUGAUACCCGCCACCUACAGCGGCCUGCUCGAGGAGCAGGUCCUGGAGGAGUACCUGCCCAGUCCGCGCUGCAAGCGACGAACCCCAAAGAUGGACUAGCCCCACGAAACCCCCCCCCCCUGACUUGUCAUGUGAAUAAAUUGUAAGAGUAACUGCA